Suillus subalutaceus is the source of this 1013-nucleotide messenger RNA. RefSeq lists its product as uncharacterized. Lineage: Eukaryota; Fungi; Basidiomycota; Agaricomycetes; Boletales; Suillaceae. The coding region runs from base 1 to 1011 and encodes 336 amino acids. Gene Ontology annotation, molecular function: chromatin binding. The record is from RefSeq and is a predicted model, not a curated record. The transcript has 7 exons.
AUGUCUCAUCGUCUAUCGAUCACCAGCUCUGCCUCACAUGUUGAUGGUCGAAAUCUCCCCCCGAUGAAAGGCAAUACGCCAAAUAUGCGUCGACUACGGACUUGUAGAUCCAUUGAAUGGGUCUACAACAAGGAUGACGAGUCGUGUUCCACCCCUAAGUUAGGUCGUAUUAUACUCAGGGUAGGGGAAACUAUCACAAUUUUUCCUGAUGAUUCAAGGGCGGUGGCGGAAAAAGACGGCAGCCUGCCCAUCAUGUCUUAUUGGUAUGGAAAAAUCACGAAAAUCUGCUUAAAACCCCAAGGACAAACCCAUGAUGUCUGGCUAGAGAUUCAGUGGUUUUACAGAAAAGUAGACCUGGAGGAUGUUGGGGUAAACCUUGCUCAAUCCAUGGGUGACUAUGAGCUAGUGCUCAGCGACCACAAAUCAUUUGUGGACAUCACAUGUGUGGAGGAUCAUGCCAUGAUUCUUAGUUACAAUGAAGGCGACCUCUCACAACUUGAAAUCCCACCCGAGACUCUCUACCAUCGAUGGAAUAUCAAUAUCACAUUUGUGAAGAGUAGAAAGGAUGUGCGCAUUCGUAGUGUCAACCUCAAUAACCCACAAAGAGCAACGCAGUGUCGCUGCAACAAUUGCGAUCAUGAGCUAUACUGUCCCAGCAUCGCCCAGCGAUACUGCAGGAAAUGCAGACAAUGGUUCAAUGAUGAGUGCCUAGACACUCUCGAACGUCGUGUAGAUCGACAUCCCGCACCAAUUUCACCGGAUGUCUACGGUAAUAUUGAUGUGGAUGAAGAGUUCCUCGCGAUGUUGACAUUGCCAAUUUGCCGUGGCGGACCAUAUGGGGUGGUUGGUAAUGGAUCCAUUUAUGCGCGAGCGAAGUCAAUGUUGCACGAUGGAAAGAUUCAUGGUAAACUUCCAGAGGAGUGGAGGAAUAUCUUAAUGGAUGCUGAGUCGUUAGAUUAUGAGGGUCUCAGCUAUUAUAAGUGUCCAUGUUGUGUAGACGUGUUAUGCUAAGG